AUGGUUUUAAAGCAAGCUCCUUUGUGUUGGAAUGAGAAGAUUCAUGGUGCUCUUGUCAAACUUGGGUUUAUUCGUAAUGAAAGUGACUACGGUGUGUAUACCAAAGGAUCUGGGUCUACCAUGGUUAUUAUCGCACUGUAUGUUGAUGAUUUACUUAUUUCUGGCAAUUCUUCUGAAGUCAUUGCCAAAACCAAGUCUUCUUUGUCAUCUAUGUUUAAGAUGAAAGACUUGGGCCCAGUCGAGCAGUUCCUUGGCAUGAGAGUUAAGCAGUCACCUUACCAUAUUACUGUGGAUGUUUCGCGUUAUAUUUUUGAUAUGUUGGAGGAGUUUGGUAUGCAGAAUUGUUCAAGUGUCAAGACUCCUUUACCCACUCGUGAUCUUUCUGAUUUUUCCGAGUCUGACUCUGCUACCGAUGCCUCCAUGUAUCGCAGUAUUAUUGGUAAGCUGAUUUAUGCUGCUAAUUGUGCUCGUCCUGAUCUUGCUGUUGCUGGUACUGCUGAACUUGGUCUUGAAUAUCGAGCUCAGAAAGUCUACAAGCUUGUUGGCUAUAGUGAUGCCGACUAUGCACAGGACAAGCAGGACCGUAAGUCAUUUACUGGGUAUGUUUUCAUUCUGUCUGGUGGUCCCAUUACUUGGGCUUGUCGAAAGCAAGUUAGUCCUGCAUCGUCCAGCGUCGAGUCUGAGUACAUGUCAUUGUCUGAUGCGUCUAAGGAAUGCUUCUGGAUUAAUCAGUUGUUGUCCCUUUGCAAGAUUCCUGUUCCGUUGCCAGUGACUAUGUUUGAGGACAAUCAGGGAUGUAUUGCAUUGGCUCAGAACCCAGUGUUUCAUCGUCGCACCAAGCAUAUUGAUGUUCGAUAUCAUGUUGUGCGUCACUAUAUUCGCAGUGGAGUGAUUCAUCUGGAGUAUCUUGAUACUCAAGUGAUGUUGGCAGAUAUGUUCACUAAGAAUCUUGGUCGUGUGAAGUUUGAGACAUUAAGGGGACUACUUGGUAUGAAGGCAGUAGGUGAUUCUGCGACAAGGGGAGGUGUUGAGCAUGCAAUGUUGUCGCAGACUAGUGCAGUUGAUAAUGCACGUGAGUUUGGGUGGGAAACUAUGGUUGACAAUCUAUGUUUAUUUUAG
Molecule: messenger RNA, 1119 nt
Organism: Magnusiomyces paraingens
Lineage: Eukaryota; Fungi; Ascomycota; Dipodascomycetes; Dipodascales; Dipodascaceae
Exons: 2
Coding region: 1-1119 (372 amino acids)
Source: RefSeq, a predicted model, not a curated record